Messenger RNA from Talpa occidentalis (Iberian mole), 7123 nucleotides. RefSeq names its product zinc finger protein 420-like. Gene Ontology annotation, biological process: negative regulation of transcription by RNA polymerase II. The record is from RefSeq and is a predicted model, not a curated record. Gene Ontology annotation, molecular function: RNA polymerase II cis-regulatory region sequence-specific DNA binding; DNA-binding transcription repressor activity, RNA polymerase II-specific. Bases 1226 to 3103 code for a protein of 625 amino acids. The transcript has 6 exons. Lineage: Eukaryota; Metazoa; Chordata; Mammalia; Eulipotyphla; Talpidae.
GGAGCAGAACAGGCAGAUUGACUGAAAUAUUCUGCUGAGGGGAGCAGGGGGCGAGUCAGGAGAGGUCUGCUGUGCCAUGUGGGUAGCUCCCUAGCUGGGGAUCAAACUUGUGCUGCAGUGGCUGCGGACAGCUUCAGAGGUUGUGUCUUACCCCUUGCACCACCAAAGAGCCCUCAAUACCUUAUGUUUUGGUUGAGCCAUGUUAUUCCCUAUGAUGAUGAAAACUACCAGUAAUGUUCCAGAGAUCCCUAAAUUUCUAUCCUUGGCUUAGAGUUCCUGAUCUAUAAAACACAUGUCCAAUUUAGUGUGGAACACCAGUAUCUCCCAGCUGUUUAUGUAGGCAGCAUGUGAGGAGAACUUUCCUUCUACCUUUAACCACCAAGUUCUCCUCUCCUUUCCCCCUCUGUUUAGGAAGUAAUGCCCUGUUCUUUAUUCUUAUGACUGUCAGGUGAAUAUCCCUUACCUCUGUUUAUUGCCCCCUCAUUGUUUGAACAUUCUAGGUGGGGUGUAGGUUUUGUUUACUCUGAGUUGGAUAUUUAAGUUCGCAGGAAUAAAAUAUUGGCACAAAUUUGUACAUACUUUUCAUGUUAUGAAGAGUACGAUCACAUAACAUUCUAUACUGGUGAAUUCAGCUCAGAUGUCCCACAGUUCGUGAAAGCUGACUGACUUCAGUUCUAGAGUACUCUUAUUGUCUAUCUCACCUCACUGCCUGGGACACUGCCUGGCAGCGUGCUCUCUGCAGUUCAGUUACCAUGGCAAGUGCUUUUUAUAUUGUUAUGCGGUGACACCUGCUGUUGUCUCAUCCUGAUGACAAGUUUGUUUUUCUUUUUACAAGAAAGAGCUAAGUGUUUGGGUCUUCCGUGCAGUGCAAUCCUAUGAUACAAACUGUUGGUUUUCCUUCUCUUGUACCUGUGUCUGAAUUCAACAUGCUUUCCACAUAGCUCUUUCGCACAGUUUUCCAGGCUUAGGAUCCUGAAGUGAGGGGGAAUGUUCCCUCAAAGGGGAUGGUGUCAUUUGAGGACGUGGCUGUGAACGUCACCUGGGAGGUGUGGCAGGACCUGAAUGAUGCACAGAAGACCCUGUACCUGGAUGUGAUGCUGGAGACCUGCAGUCACCUGAUUAUCACUAGGGCAUUGUGUUAACGAUCCUGUGGUGAGCAUCAGGUUGGAGCAAAGUGUAUAGCCAUGGACUGUGGAAGAUCCCCCAAACCAGAACUUCUCAGGGGAUGGUGUCAUUUGAGGAUGUGGCUGUGAACUUCACCUGGAAGGAGUGGUGGGACCUGAAUGAUGCUCAGAGGACCCUGUACCGGGAUGUGAUGCUGGAGACCUACAGUCACCUGGUGUCCCUAGGACAUUGUGUUAAUGAUCCUGAGGUGAGCAUCAGGUUGAAGCAGAGCGCACAGCCAUGGACUGUGGAAGAACCCCCAAACCAGGACCUCUCAGAUGUUCAGACUGUGGAUUACCUCAUUAAAUCAGUCCUCGGUGAACAUCAGAGAAGUCACACCAGAGAGAAGCCCUAUGAAUGUCAAGAGUGUAGGAAGGCUUUCUACCAGAAGUUAGGCCUCUGUAAACAUCAGAUGACUCACACAGGUGUGACACCCUAUGAAUGUCAACAGUGUGGGAAAACUUUCUUCUGGAAAUCAGACCUCAAUAAACAUCAGAGAACUUCCACAGGAGAGAAACCCAAUGAAUGUCAACAGUGUAGGAAAACUUUUUCCCCGAGGUCAGGCCUCACUAAACACAAGAGAAGUCAUGCUGGAGAGAAAUCCUGUGAAUGUCAACAGUGUACAAAUACUUUCUCCUUCAAAUCAGCCCUCAAUGUACAUCAGAGAAGUCACCCUGGAGGGAAGCCCUAUGAAUGUCAAGAGUGUAGGAAGGCUUUCUCCCAUAAGUCAAUUCUUGUUCUACAUCAGAGGGCUCACAUAGGAGAGAAACUCUAUGAAUAUCAAGCAUGUAGGAAGGCUUUCUCCUUCAAAUCAGCCUUCAGUGUACAUCAGAGAAGUCAUAGUGGAGAGAAACCUUAUGAAUGUCAAGCAUGUGGGAAAACUUUUUCCAGUAAGACAGUUCUCAGUAACCAUCACGAAAUACACGCUGGAGUGAAACCCUAUGAAUGUCAAGAGUGUAGAAAAACUUUCUCUCGUAAGUCAAUUCUUGUUCUACAUCAAAUGACUCACACUAGAGAGAAACACUAUGAAUGUCAACAGUGUAGGAAGGCUUUCUCCUUCAAAUCAGUCUUCAGUGUACAUCAGAGAAAUCAUAGUGGAGAGAAACCUUAUGAAUGUCAAGCAUGUGGGAAAACUUUUUCCAGUAAGACAGUUCUCAGUAACCAUCACGAAAUACACGCUGGAGUGAAACCCUAUGAAUGUCAAGAGUGUAGAAAAACUUUCUCUCGUAAGUCAAUUCUUGUUCUACAUCAAAUGACUCACACUAGAGAGAAACACUAUGAAUGUCAACAGUGUAGGAAGGCUUUCUCCUUCAAAUCAGUCUUCAGUGUACAUCAGAGAAAUCAUAGUGGAGAGAAACCUUAUGAAUGUCAAGCAUGUGGGAAAACUUUUUCCAGUAAGACAGUUCUCAGUAACCAUCACGAAAUACACGCUGGAGUGAAACCCUAUGAAUGUCAAGAGUGUAGAAAAACUUUCUCUCGUAAGUCAAUUCUUGUUCUACAUCAAAUGACUCACACUAGAGAGAAACACUAUGAAUGUCAACAGUGUAGGAAGGCUUUCUCCUUCAAAUCAGUCUUCAGGGUACAUCAGAGAAGUCACACUGGAGAGAAACCUUAUGAAUGUCAAGGGCCUGGGAAAACUUUCUCCAGUAAGACAAUUCUCAGUAACCAUCACAAAAUACACACUGGAGUGAAACCCUACGAAUGUCAAGAAUGUAAAAAGACUUUCUCUCGUAAGUCAAUUCUUGUUCUACAUCAAAUGACUCACACAGGAGAGAAACCCUAUGAAUGCCAGCAUUGUAGGAAAACUUUCUCCUGGAAAUCUUCCCUCAGUCAACAUCACAGAACUCACACUGCAAAGAAACCAUGUGAAAUUUUCUCCCAGAGGACAGUUCUGAUUAUACAUCAGAAUUCACACGGAGAGCUGCCUGUGAAUGUCUAGAGUAUAUGGAGACUUUGUUCUGGGGUGAAUGAACAUCUAGAGAACUCCUUAUGCAUGGCAAGAAUGCAAUUACAGCAGAGAUAUAGGGAAACGAAACAAGGGGGUCAGGGAAGUCAAUCUUGCCAGCAGAUUAGAACAGACAAUGCAGGAGAGGUGGAGGGUCAAAGAAGGGGUAGAGGGCGAGGGGUCAGAGAAGGGGAGGGAGGAGCACUAGAGACUAUGAGGAUGGUUCACGGGUGAUUUGGGGACCAGAAUAUUAUCGGGAUUAUUGCUGAGGGGGAAAAAAAAUCAAACAUACAAAAAUGAAUAUUGAUGUAAAAAAAAAAAGUAAAGCUUUUUACUGCAAAUCAGAUGUCACUAGAGAGCAGAGAACUCACUAAGGAGAGGAGCCCUGUGGCCGUCAAUACCAAGGGGUAGCUUCACGCAGUAGGAGUGGUCAGUGCAUCAGAGUAGUCACACAGGAGAGAAACCCUGUGGGUGUAUCGUGUAGGGAAGUGAGAUGGAAGUCCGCCUUCAGUGAUCAUAAUUCAGAGUGUGUAACAGUGCCUGGUCGGAUGUGCACAUGUUUACACGGCAUUUCUAAUUCUGUCGGCAGGCUUCUUGCAUUUCUCUCCCUUAUUACCGUAUCCCUAAACUCAGCCCAGGGCGAUGUGAACACAAACAAGGGACAUUAUUUCUAUGAUAAAAUGUUUAAAAAAUUUUAAAACUUGGGAGCACAAACAGAACACACCAUUCAGUUGAGAGCACUGUGCACAAACAUGCAUUUAAAAUCAUAAUUGCAUGAAAUCAUCUAGUUCAUUAUUUUCUCCAAGGUUAAGCAGGGAUUAUGUAGCUGUUCCUGUUGCUGUUGCUUCUAGUGUUCUCUUAGUUGCUGGAUGAUGCUGUUCCUGUCCGUGGUAGCUGUGGGUCUACCUGGUACAUUCCAUGGUGCAUUGGUAAGUGCUCUCUCUGGGUUCUUUGUUGCCAUGUUCUGUCCAGUGCUCUGCACCUCUGUAGUGCCAUGGGACUAGACAAAGUGCCACCAGUAAAGCUGGAAUUUCAACACCAAAAUGUCAUUAAAGAAAAAAUUGACCUGUUUUAUAGUUACAUAGAGUGAGGUCUGCAGGUGUUCUGACUGGGGUUCUGCAGCACCCAGGGCUGCAUGGUGGCCCCAUCUGCAGCGGCUCCCAGUUGUUACUUUAAGUUCACUCUGUUUUUCCUGCCCUUCAGUCAGGCCCAGGCUCCUGUUGUGUAACCUGAUCAUCAGUUUUUCCCUUAGGCGUUUUUCUUUGUUUUGUGUUAGUUUUGUUCCUGUCUGGAGGAGGCCAGCCCUACCUCUUCACUCUGCAGCCAAAUUGACAAAACUCUUCAUUUCUUGUUUUGGUGAGAAAGGAAUUCAAUUUGGAGACCAGAGUUACAGAAAAGCCAGAGAUUAACUAAUAAUAAAGAACAAAAAUACUGUUAGUAGAAAAGUAGCCACUGAGGGGUGAAAGCAGGUGAUCAUAUACCCAUAUAGUGGGCAUGGAGUAGGGUUUUUGGUCGCUGGUGUUUCUGCUUCUGUCUCUUUCCUAUUGGCUUGACCUGUAGGGUCUCCUAAGGCUAUUGAGGGCCGCUGAUUUUGUGUGGUUCUCCUAGGCUACCAGGAAUCUGAAUUUGUGGCUUCUCCUGUGUUUUCCAGGCCCACUGAGUUUGCCCAUGUUACCUGUCCUUAUUUUCGAAACUAGCCUUGGUCUAUUGAUUUCGAAUUGUGUUCCAGUGUUGGUAUCCUCAGCAUUCCUCUCUUUACUGGUUUGGGGUGGGAGACACCAUCCUGUUCUGUGAUUGUUUCUCUGUCAAAGUGAAAAUGGAUUUGAGAUUUGGGGUACCCUGUUCCUAACUGACCAUUUCCCCACUUCUUCCUUCAAGAACAUCUCAACAGCCAGACGCCUUCCAUCCUAUGUUUCCUCAUCAGAGAGGCAGGAACCCUUUUCCUGGGACUCCUGACUCUCCCAUCUGAGUUCCAGUCCUGCAGGGGCUUCCUCUUUGGGUGCUGCCCUCAGCCCUUGUGCAGGGAGAGGCCCCCUGCAGCGCUGCCUCGGAUGCUCACACUCUUCCCUCCACCUGUCAGUAGGCGCUUCCCCAGUUGAUUCUUUCUGUUCACAUUUCCAAAUUCCUGUGACUGACGGGGUUUCUUUACCUUGAGAGCAUCUUUACAAAUGUGAAGAAUGUAGCAAAGCCUUUAACCAGAAUUCAAGUCUCACUCAACAUCAGAAAAUUUAUAUCAGAGGGAAAUGUUAAAAUUCUGAAGAAUAUGGCAGUGUCUUUAACCUGAAGUCAAAUGAUCCUAAACCUCAGAGAGUUCAUACUGAGAGAAACCUACAAGUGUAAAGUGAGGAAUAGUUUGUCCAAAUAUAUAUUUCUAACCACCAGAUUUUCAUACUGGAAACUUUAUUAUUUUUUUUUUAAAGAUUUAUUUAUUUACUUACACAAGCACUGCGUACCGUCAGAAGCACGGAAGGGUGAGAGAAUUCACCGGAGCCAAAGCAGAGAGCAGAACAGGCAGACUGACGAAGUACACUGCUGAGGGGAGCAGCAGGUGGCAGGAGAGGUCUGCACACCAUGUGGAACCCUCGACUGGCAGAUGGAACCGGCGCUGCGGAGGCUGCGGGCAGCUUCGCAACCCAGUGCUCAAAUCACUGCGCCAUCUGGGAGGCCCAUACUGGAAACUUUAAAGAAGCAAAAAUGUGUGAAAGUAAUUUAUAAUCAAAUUUAAAUACAUAUUAAGAUUGCCGUACAGGGCCUUCCUGGUGGCACAAGGGGUUAAGCACAGCACUAUGAAGCAAUCUACAGCCUCUGCAGCAUGAGUUCAAUCCCCGGCCGGCCAGGGAGCAACCCACAUGGGGCAGCAGACCUCUCCUGUCUCACCUGCUGCUCCCCUCAGCAGUGUAUUUCAGUACACCUGCCUGUUCUGCUCCCCACUCUGUCACUGGUGAAUCCUUUCACCCUCCCCUACACCUCUGGCCUGUACCCCAGCUCUUGUGUGCAUAAAUAAAUAAAAAAAAAUCUUUAAAAAAAAUGUUGCAGUGCAGUAGGAAGUCAGUAACACUUCUCAGACAUUACCUUAAAUCAGAAUAUUUUUAUGGCACAAAAACCAACUUUAAAAUACUAAAUCUAAGUAUAGUUUAAAUGCUCAAGAUGAUGGUUUGGGGACAUGUGUAGUUAUACUUUAUCCUUUUUAUACCAUACUUGACAUGUUAUGAAGAGACAUGAUGAAUAUAAUUCAAUUCUAAAUCACUGCAUUCUCUGGCUUUCUCUUAUGUACAUGACAUCAUGUGUUUGAUUUUGCUGCCUCAAACAUCUAAGGCACUCUCCUCUAUUUGAUGUAUUUGUUCACAUCUAACUUGUUAGGACAAAUUUAGGACAGUGUAAUACACCAUGUAUGAAGAAGAUGUAAAUGGAUAUGCUGUUUGUGGUUGACUCAGAUUGAUCUAAAUCACCAAAAAGAGUUACAGGCUUCAUUAUUGGCAUACAUGUCAGACAGAGGAACAUGCUGAAGUUCAAAUCACUUCAUCAGUUUCUCCUUUAGGGAAUACACUGUUUAUUAAAAUUCUGACAUUUCUUCAUAGUAGUAAUAGACAUCAUGAAUAUCAUUUGAUAUUGUUGCCAAAACAAAUCUUCACAGGCACAUGAUGAAAGACCAGGUGGCUUUUCCAUAACAGGGCAUAGAAUUGUCCACUCAUAUUUGCCAAGUAAUGCAUCUCCAUGUUGACCACCAACUCUGGGAUCUUGGUAUCAGAAGAACAAGAAUGUUUCUUAAAUGACUGACUCUUGAUUUUGACCAAAGAGCAUUCAGUGGUAUCUGUUUUAUUUCAACUCUGUGUGGGGCCUCCCCUGGUGGUGCAGGCAGUUGAGCGCAGCGCUGUGAAGCUGUCUGCAGCUGCUGCAGCGCUGGUUUGAUCCUGGCCUGUGUGAACUUAGUAUGUAUGUUUUAAUAAAGCUGAUUGAUUUUUUUUUUAAGAUUUAUUUUUAUUUAUUUAUACAAGCACUGGGUACAGUCAGAAG